UGGUGGUGUAUCUUACUACUACACAUGUUGUCUGAUCUAGCCUGUGCUACAGAUGUCUAUGGCGUGCAACUAGAACUGAAGAACAAGAUAUGUUCGAGAACCACUGAGAAUUAUUGUAAAGAGAAGCAGCUGGGAGAGACACAGACAGAAAUACAACAGAGAAUCCAGGAGAGACUGACAGAAGUGGAGAAGCUGAAACAGGCUGUGGAGUCACUGAAGAGAUCUGCAUGCAUAGAAAUAAAGGAAAGUGAGAAGAUCUUUACUGAGCUGAUCCGAUCCAUUAAGAAGAGCCACACUGAGGUUAUUGAGCUGAUUGGAGCUAACGAGAAGGCUGCAGUGAAUCAGGCUGAAGGACGCAUGAAGAAACUGGAGCAGGAGAUUGCUGAGCUAAGGAGGAGAAACGCUGAGCUGAAACAGCUUUCAGAGACAGAGGAUCACAUCCAUUUUCUACAGAAUUUCCAGUCUCUCUCUGCCCCUCCUGAAGCUGGAGACUUAUCCAGCUUUACUGUCAAUACAGACAUCUCUUUUGGGGCUGUGAAGAAAGCUCUAGCUGAACUUAAACACCAUAUUGAGGACUUCUGCAUGGGGGAAUUAGUAAAAAUAACCACAACAGUUGAUGUAUCUCUGGACCCUGAUACAGCGCACCCCCGGCUCACCCUGUCUGCGGAGGGGAAACGAGUGAGACUGGGAGAGACACGGCAGCGUCUCCCUGACACUCCAGAGAGAUUUGAUUACUGGCCCUGUGUGCUGGGCAGGGAGGGCUUCACCUCGGGGAGACGCUACUGGCAGGUGCAGGUGGGGGGGAAUACAUGGUGGAGAUUAGGAGUCAGCAGAGAGUCUGCCCCGAGGAAGGGGGGGUUCAGCAUGACCCCCCAGCAGGGUUACUGGACUGUGUGGUGGAGUGGAGGUGAGUUCACUGCUCUCACUGACCCCCAGACCCCCCUCCCCCGGAGUCUGAAGCCCCAGAAGCUGGGGGUGUAUCUGGAUUAUGAGGAAGGGCAGCUCUCCUUUUACAAUGUGGAGAGCAGAUCUCACAUCUACACUUUCACUGACAUGGAGUUCAAUCCCAAUGAGAAACUCUAUCCACUCUUCUAUACUUACAGUUAUACAGACCUUGUGCUGGAGUCCCCUGACCCUGACCCUGUCAGCGCUGCAGAUUAAACACACAUUGCUGUCUGAACCAGGAAACUAUUCAAACAGCUCAGACAGUCUCCUCUUCACUUUCACUGCCACUCUCUCUGCACUCUUCUGGGCUGAUGAGAAGAAAUCCUCUCUCUUCCACCCUCUUACCCUGAGCCCCUCCUCUUUAUUACUCUACACCCCCUUUCCUACUCUCCCUUCCUGUCUGCCUCUCUCUUUCCCCUCCACCUCUCUCCAUCUCCAGAUCCCUCCCCUUCUCUCUCUCCUCUGCUCUC
This is a messenger RNA of Polyodon spathula (Mississippi paddlefish), 1415 nucleotides long. RefSeq names its product E3 ubiquitin-protein ligase TRIM39-like. Gene Ontology annotation, molecular function: protein binding. Lineage: Eukaryota; Metazoa; Chordata; Actinopteri; Acipenseriformes; Polyodontidae. The record is from RefSeq and is a predicted model, not a curated record. The coding region runs from base 25 to 1161 and encodes 378 amino acids. The transcript has 6 exons.